AUGAUUCUAAUUAUACUACUUCCAUUUAUUAUAAUUUUUAUUUGUGGAUUUAAAAUGGUUUAUUAUGUUAAUUCACAUACUGGAUUUGAUCAAAAUAUGAAGAGAUUACUUAAACAAUUGACAAAAACUUUGAUAAUUUUGGCAAUUAUUCCAUUCAUUAACCAAUUUUUGGCUUUAUUAGUUAUAUUAUUUAAAUUCAACAAUGAACCUUCGAAUAAUGAGAAUAGCAAAAAUAUCAUUUGUAUAUUUCUUGUAAUGUUCACUCAUUUUACACCCGUUUUUAACCCAAUUUUUUGCAUAAUAACUAAUAAGCCAUACAGAGAAGCUGUUUUUAAUCGUUUAAAAAUACAUCCACAAUAA
This is a messenger RNA of Meloidogyne enterolobii, 360 nucleotides long. The record is from the annotation of a GenBank genome assembly. NCBI's taxonomy places the organism in Eukaryota, Metazoa, Nematoda, Chromadorea, Rhabditida, Meloidogynidae.